AUGGAUUGUAUUGUGGUAGAUGAGUUACCAGAGUAUACUAAGAAAUUCAACGUUAAACGAAAUUUGAAAACGUUGUGUAUUACCAAAAUUUGUCUAGCGGACAAAGAUUUCGAUCUCCCUGUGGACAAGCAAGCACCCAUUGAUAUGUUGGUAGGCAUUGAUAAUGUCUAUAACAUUUUACAACCCGGAUUAAGAAAAGCUGGGAAAUUGAUAUUGUUACCUACCAUAUUUGGAUAUGUUGUGACAAGGUCCUGUAAUGCUCCUCCAGUGCAGGAAACCCAGGUAACUGUGUUAAAGCUAGCAACUAACGAGGAAGUAAUUGAAGCUACUCAUAAAUUUGAUAAUGAUGUAAAGAAUGAUUUGGAUAUUUUGUGGAAUUUAGAUAAAGCAGGUAUUGACUGCAAUGAAUUGAAAGAACAUGAUCUAAAGGUUCUAGAAAACUUUGAAAAUACCAUUGUAUAUUCUGAAAUGGAGAAGCAAUAUGUUGUGGCCUUAACAUGGAAGUCUAAUAAGCCAAGGCUUCCAUCAAAUUUUGGCAUAGUGUUGGGCCGGGUUAAACAACAAUGUGCAAAAUUUCAGAAAGAUGAAGCCUACCUGAACCACUAUCAAAAAGUCCUGAAUGAUCAGGAGGAUAGGGGGUUCAUUGAAAGGGUAGAUAAAAACAAUUCGGUUGAAAAUUGUCAUUAUUUAGCACAUCAUAGUGUACAGAAAGAUAGUGUCACCACUCCAAUCAGAAUAGUUUUCGACUGUUCCUGGAGACAAGGUAAAAAGGGAUUGAGCCUUAACGACUGUCUGUGGACUGGACCACAUAUUACGACAGAUUUGCUCAAGGUCUUAUUGCAGUUCAGGACUAACAACUACGCUUGUAUUAGUGAUAUAGAAAAAGCAUUUCUUAUGGUGCAAUUGAGAGAAGAAGACCGCAAUUACACACGGUUUUUAUGGUUGCAAGACCCAACAGAUCCAAAUAGCGAGUUAAUCGUAUAUAGGUUUAGGGUGGUGUUGUUUGGUGCUACGUGUUCUCCAUUUCUGUUGAAUGCCACUAUUAAAUCACAUCUGGCAGCUGUUAGAAAAGAUACGAGCUGUACUGAGAUGGUGGAUAUGAUGAAGAGGGGAUUAUACGUGGACAACCUUCAAUUUACCUCCAACAGUGAAGAUGAAUUGAUAAACUUAUUUUUUGGCGCAAACAAAAUAUUUGCGCAGGCUCACUUGUAUUUAAAGGAAUGGACUAGUAAUAGUGAUCUUUUGAAUACUGUCGCGGAUGCCUAUCGCAUAAAAUCAAAAGAGAAACAAACCUAUAAAGUCUUAGGCCUAAAUUGGAACAUCUCUAGUGAUGAACUAACAAUAACACCUAAUCAUCUUAAGACCGGUCAAACAAAACGUGAAAUUCUAAGUGCAAUUGCCCAAAUUUAUGAUCCUUAG
This is a messenger RNA of Macrobrachium nipponense, 1419 nucleotides long. RefSeq lists its product as uncharacterized. The record is from RefSeq and is a predicted model, not a curated record. NCBI's taxonomy places the organism in Eukaryota, Metazoa, Arthropoda, Malacostraca, Decapoda, Palaemonidae. The coding region runs from base 1 to 1419 and encodes 472 amino acids. The transcript has a single exon.